AUGGACUACUCAGCAUCCUCGCAUGCAGGAUACCCUUUGAUCCAGCCAAGCGUAGCGCCGGAUACAGGGGAUUACAUCGACGGGGUUGAUCCGGUCACCUUUGAAAUUAGGAAGGUUCACCUUGUCGUAUUUGUGCAAGACCGCUCCCCGGAAGUUGUUUCGGUCGAGUUGGAUUUCCCCGCAGCUGUUACGGAGGCCAUGGAGCAGAUGUGCUAUGCGUUAGACCAUCACACCGUGCGCAGAUAUGGCCAUAUGCUUCCCGUGCAGCCGCAGCCUGCCUACACAUAUGCGAGCUUCGUUGCCCGUCCUCCCUGGGCAACCACUAAGGUUCAGAUUUUGGUAGAUGCGCGCGCCUGGGAUGGGCGACUUUUCACUGUUGUCAUAGAUCGCUGGCUGCAAUGGGGGUCCUUCAUGCUUCAAGGCGGAUUCAUUGUCACCGGAGUUCCGCAAAUUUAUGUCCGGGACGCUCCAGUACCCACGGGACGUCCGUUGACUUUUGGGGAUGGUGAUUUGGUCACAGUUCUGCCGUCUCAGCAUAAUUUACCACCUCGUAUGCCCUUAGACCGCAUGCUGGCCCGUGCCUUCCUAUGGGAGAGGGAUGCUCCGAUCUUCCCUGUCCCAGCCCGGCCGACUUUCUUUGUUCUGACAGAUGGGAUGCCAGUGCUCAUUUCAGCAGACAGGAUACCCCUGUCCGCUUUGGAAGCCGAGUUCAGGGCUUUCCUGCCUGAAGAGCAUGAGGUUUGCAUUCAUGGAGGUGUUCCAAUCGCCCAUGCUGGGACGACCUAUCUCGAUGUCGUUUCUCGUUCGGUUCUGACCGUCGAAUUUGUGCCCAGCACUUUUACGGAGCCCUCUUCAUCAAGCUCCUCGGAGGACUCCUCCCAAGAGCAUGGCUCUUCUCAUGAUUCGCCCUCCCCACCUGGCGACAGGUCAGUUGCUGCCACUACGGUUGGUGAGCCCACUGUUCCCCUUGUGGGCGGGCUCUUUGCCAUUCGCUAUGGUCUUUCGGCCUUUGUUGCUGCAGGGGUUGGCCUGGCCUGUAAGUUGUUGGUGGAGCCUACCUCGUCUGGCCCCGCUGCCAGGCUUGCACUUGCCACCCUUAGGCAUCUCGCUGCAGGCAUGGGCGAACACUGGCGUUAUGCCCCUGCUGAGGAUGCUGUCUACCUUAGUGAGGACACGUUGUCUGAGGCCGAUAGCGCCGAGCAGAGUGCACCAUGCCAGGUCAGUUUUGGCGUGCUAGUUGUGGACUGCGCCCCGGAGGAGGUCUCGCUGGAACUGUACUUGCCCGCCACGGUUGAUGAGACGAUGAGAGCUUUGCAAGCUCUUUACUGUUAA
This is a messenger RNA of Symbiodinium sp. CCMP2592, 1332 nucleotides long. Lineage: Eukaryota; Dinophyceae; Suessiales; Symbiodiniaceae. The record is from the annotation of a GenBank genome assembly.